GGUAGAGAUGGAAACCUCCCCUUCCAACCCUCCCACCCGUUCAACUUCCAACCAGAAAGCUCCGUCUAUGGCGUCGACGUCGUGGCCCAAACUACCAACCUCCCUUACUACAUGCUACUGCUAUUUCUACCAUCGUGCACCAGUGCAGCCAAAUAAUUGCCGUGGCUAUAUAGCCCUGGCCGUGCUGGAGUGUGGACUGGAGUGCCGGACUAGUGUAGACAGUCGUUGAGAGCUGGGCAGCCUGGUUGGAACCUCAAAGGUUUUCUUCUCUCCUAUUUUUUGCAUACGAUACGAAGAGAGCACGUGCGUGCGUGUUUUUUUGCCCGCCCUUUCAGUCUGGCCAUCUCAUUUUGCAUUCACAACGGCAAGCGGACAGUUGCUCGGUGUCAGUCGCCAACGGGCGUCACAGCAUCACCGACGUCCGCUGUCGUUGAACUACAUUUCUUCGAGUGCAAACAUUUCAGUGCUUUUUCCAAAUCGAAACUGACCUUGAAUUGAAUAACAUUUUUCUGUGAAAACCCCUCAAGAAAGUGUUCGAAUGAUGAACUUACUUCAGCAUCCAGAUCGUAACAUUCACAUGGCCGCUCCAGGAUUACUGGGCGGUUUGUUGGCCGCAUCGAGUGGCGUGUCGGCCGCUUCAUCGUUGCCACAACGUUCGCCAUUCGCCAUUCAGGAACUGUUGGGUCUCAACACGAGUAGCUCGGUCGGUAGCCAUUCUCAUCAUCAGACCGACCACGUUGCCAGUGCUAGCAACCAACAGCACGUUUAUAGUCACGCCAUGAUUGCUGCUGCUCACCAUCAUCACCAUCACAGUCACCAACACCCGGCGGCCGCCAUGUUUGCUCACCCUGCCCAUCAGCAUCACAGCCAUCAUGGCAGUUCAUCGUCUGCAGGAAACAAUGGCCAGCAGUCGAGUCAAGGUUCAGAAUUAAGCGGCCAUCAUCACCAUCAUCACAAUAGCCUGCAGGCUCAUCAGGCCCUUUCGGCCUUAUCGGCAGCCGCAGCGGCCAGCUACGCCUCAGCAGCUGCGGCGGCAGCUUCGGGCAAUCGUUGCAGCGCAGCAGCGGCCUAUAAUUUCACUCAUCAUCAUCAGAAUUUUGCGGCCGCUGCAGCCGCUGCUGCUGCCAUGGUAGGCGAUCCACUGAGCUCCGCUAGUCGGAUGUAUUUCAAUCCGGCGGCUGCAGCGGCUUUUCUUCACCAACCGACGGCGGCUGCCGUCGCGGCCGGAAGUAUCGGUAGUGUCUCGGCGUCGGCUCCUGGUGCGUCAACAGCCGUCGGCAACAGUACGAGUGGUGGCCCAAGCGUCGGUGUUUUCCCGUCGCCAGACAGCGCCGCCAUGCGAUCUGAUACCAACGCGUCAGCCGAGGGACGUGGUGAUGGCGGCCAUUGCAACAGCUCCAAGUUGGACGAGUUAAACGUCAGUGGCGGCGGAUCGAACAACAACGGGGUCAACGGUGCCAACAAUCCUAAUCGAAAAAAGAAGAAAAAGAGAAGGCACAGGACAAUCUUCACCAGUUAUCAGUUGGAAGAGUUAGAAAAAGCUUUCAAAGAGGCUCAUUAUCCUGACGUCUAUGCCCGUGAAAUGCUGUCCCUAAAAACAGACCUACCAGAGGAUCGCAUUCAGGUAUGGUUUCAAAACCGACGGGCUAAAUGGCGUAAAACGGAAAAAUGUUGGGGCCGAUCGACCAUCAUGGCCGAAUACGGACUGUACGGCGCAAUGGUCCGCCAUUCGCUACCUUUACCGGACACGAUCGUCAAAUCAGCCAAAGAAAAUGAAUGCGUCGCUCCAUGGCUACUCGGUAUGCACCGAAAGUCCCUAGAAGCGGCGCAUCAGUUGACUAGUGGUGACGAAAGCAAUAAAGAAGAUGACGAAGAGAACGGCGGUGGAGGACAUGGCGAACGGACGAGAGAUUCGGGGACUGGGCCGAACGACGGACGUGAUCAUUCGAGUGGCGACGAACAACCGGAUAAAACUAACAGAGAACCCAACGGCAAUAAACACAACAGCAAACAUUCUCCGGGAGGUAUUCAAACAACCGGCCAACAUCAACACGGUCACUUGUCUCAUUUGCAUCCACCGACGUCUAACGAAGCCAGUACUUACAUGGCCAGCUAUGCGGCAGCUCAACUUCAUCACGCCCGGUCACCGGUUGAUGAUUUCCGGAUGAACAGCGUUGCAGAAUUAAGAGCAAAAGCGGCUGAACAUCAGGCUCGCAUCGCCGGUGGAUUUUCGGUUAGUCAUCAUCACCAACAGCAGUUGCAUUUGCAGCAGCAACAACAACAACAACAACGUGAUGGAGAAUUUCUCAUUUCUUCAGAUUCUUCUUCUUCCUCAUUUUAAAGUCAACGUUUUUUGAAUCUUGCCGACAUAACCAAGGAAUACUCUCUAAAUUUUUUUUUAUAGCCAAGAUAGAAAAAGUCCCAAUUUUUUGAGCGUUCAAGUCAAAACAAUAUUUCUACGGGACACGGUUAUUUCCAUGCCAUUUGUUACAGAGCCGCAAAAUCAAUUCGUCUUUAUCGAACAAAGAACAAACAGGGGAUUCUUUCUCCUACGUAUACUACAGCUCCUUGACCUCUUUAUAUGUAGAACAUCUCCUCUAUCUUUUUUUUUCUUUUGAUAGAAAGUCUUUUUCUCGUUUGGAUAUUCCACUACAUAACGCGGUAGGAAUAUUCGGCAGGGGUCCCUCUCCAACCCUAACUAGAAAAAUAUUCAUAUUUUCAGAUAUUUUAUAUAUAUAUAUACCGGCCGCAUUUUACGUUAGCUUUUUGUAAAUACAAAUAUAGGCCUUUUGGGUAGAGGCCAACAGGCGA
Daphnia magna is the source of this 2811-nucleotide messenger RNA. RefSeq names its product homeobox protein orthopedia. Gene Ontology annotation, molecular function: sequence-specific double-stranded DNA binding; DNA-binding transcription factor activity, RNA polymerase II-specific. Lineage: Eukaryota; Metazoa; Arthropoda; Branchiopoda; Diplostraca; Daphniidae. The record is from RefSeq and is a predicted model, not a curated record. Gene Ontology annotation, biological process: regulation of transcription by RNA polymerase II. Gene Ontology annotation, cellular component: nucleus.